Messenger RNA from Vitis riparia (riverbank grape), 846 nucleotides. RefSeq lists its product as uncharacterized. NCBI's taxonomy places the organism in Eukaryota, Viridiplantae, Streptophyta, Magnoliopsida, Vitales, Vitaceae. Bases 51 to 704 code for a protein of 217 amino acids. The transcript is spliced from 5 exons. The record is from RefSeq and is a predicted model, not a curated record.
GCUCAGGGUUCUUCAUCAACUUCUCUUCAGAGAAAGAAUUCACUGUAGGGAUGACGAGUGGAAGUUCUUCUUCUAACAAACUGAGAAGCAUGAUUGAACUGCUUUAUCUGUACAGAUCUUGCUCUGGCAACCCUUCUCAUGUACAUGGCUCCAACUUGCCAGUGGCUAAACUUCGCUCUGGAUAUUCCAUACACAAAGGGUUGCGGUCCAUCAGCGCCAACAGUAGUGGAUUUCGUAGAGCAUCCCAUGCCAAUAUGGCAAAAGAUGGCAAGGAGAAAGUUCAACCAGCAACAGUCCCAGCAGCUUCUGCUUGGUCCAUCUUCCCUAGUUGGGCAAAGGUGCUUGCGGGCUCCAUAUUAUCGCUACUGCUUCCUUUUUUGAAGUGGGACAAACUUAUGAGAAUAGAAGGAGAGGCGGAGAUAGUUGUGGGAGAAGUGGAAAAGGUGGCAAAGGUGGUAGAAAAGGUGGCAACUGUGACCGAGAAAGUAUCAGGCGACGUGGCCAAUAUACUUCCUGAUAAUUCCAAACUUAAGGGUGCAGCUUUGCUGGUGGAACAUAUAUCUAAAGUCACUGCUGAAGAUGCUGAAUUAACAGAGCAUUUUAUUCAAAAGGUUGAUGUAUUGAAGCAAGACGUACAAGACUUGGAGAGAAUGGUUGAGCCUGUUAUUCCUAAUAUCUCAGAGAAAGAAUCCAGUGGAACAUAAUAAUUUACCAUAUAUGUACGUACACAUGUAUAAAGUAUUAAUCUUAAUGUUGUUCAUCUGAAGUGAUAUAAAAUGUGUUAAAUUCCUUUUUGGAAUUAAUAUAAAUUCGUUUUUGUAAAAAAAUUAUAUAGAAUAUUUCUUA